GUAAUGAAACGUGCCGAUUCCUCCCUGGUUUUCUCCCUUCAGCCUUGAAUACUUCAUCCUACUGUCAUAGUGACCCGUUACUAGUCAGAUGCAUGUGGGGCGAACGGGCAUGGCCGCGGUUACCACGACUCAUGUCGACGCCGCACGGCGGGCCCGCGUUCUUGCCUUCCACGGCUGGCGCACCAGCGCGUCGAUUCUGCAGCAGCAGUUGAAGAUAUCAUCUCUAGACAUCACAAUCAAUGAGCUUGCUGACAUCACCUACCUAGAUGGGCCACACGCGGCAAAGGGGGCGCCAACGCCGGACGUCGCACGCUUCUUUGCGCCACCCUUUGUGGAGUGGUGGGAUGCAGUCACGGACCCCGCCACGGGUGUCGUGACGUACGAGGGCGCGGAGCGGUCAUUGGCAGCGAUAGAGGCGGAGCUGCAGGCCGCGGCGGCGGCGGGCCGGCCCGUGGAAGCCUUGUUGGGGUUCUCGCAAGGGGCUGCGUUGGCGGCGCUGGUGCUGGCGCUGCAGGAGUGCAAGCUCAGGUUUCAGAGCCUGCCCCCGCUGCAAUGUGCGGUCCUCAUCUCCGGUUCCCGCAUCCGCGACCCCACUUGGGCCGGUGUCUACGGCGGGCCCAGCACCAGCAAUGGCGGCACAGCAAUGACCGACCUACACCCAGAGAGCGCACAGGCGCUGCUCCAGCGCCCCACCUGCCACCUGAUUGGCGCGGCAGACCCUAUGCGGGGCCGAAGCGAACAGCUGGCAUUGUGCUUCCAAUCGCCGCUUGUGCUACAACAUGAACAAGGUCACGUCGUGCCCAGGCUGCAACCCAGUGCCAGGGAGCAGCUGAAGGCGUUUCUGCAGCAGCAUCUACACGCGACACCCGACGCACCUGCAUACGCGGACGGGAAGCGUCAUUGAGCAGCUCAUUGGCGCGCAGCGCAGCAGAGACGUUAAUGACGAGUGUUGCGGAACUAAUGCGUACGCAGACCAGAGCGGAAGACGUGCGGACUGACUACGCCACGGUUGCGCAACGGAUUGCAUGUCGUGGGCAAGGGAGGCCGGGGAAGAGCGAUUGGCGCUUGUGACUACGGGUGGAUACCGUGGCUGAGCCGGCACUGUUCUCCUCGCCGGCUGCCUGGCUGUUCUAGGAUGUCCGGCCGGCCGUUUCUCUCCGCGAUCCAUGAGUGGUAAACAAUAUGCACUUGUAUUUCAGGCUUUCAGGGCACGGAUGGGGAUGUGCUUGAAGAUGGUACCGUGCCGGGCACGUGUAACUGUAGCUGCCGCGCCCGCACUGCAUGACAAGCAACGCUCAGGCGAAGACGCGGAAUUGUAAGCCCCAGCGAGU
Molecule: messenger RNA, 1331 nt
Organism: Chlamydomonas reinhardtii
Lineage: Eukaryota; Viridiplantae; Chlorophyta; Chlorophyceae; Chlamydomonadales; Chlamydomonadaceae
Exons: 5
Coding region: 110-904 (264 amino acids)
Cellular component (GO): cytoplasm; nucleus
Source: RefSeq, a predicted model, not a curated record